AAUAUAUGGUAGUCUCGGGUUGAAUUUUUUAAAUUCCAAAAAUACCCUCUGCUCGUCUUCUCUUCGAAAAAAAAAAUUAAAUUAAAUGAGAGGACCGCGAGUUCUCUAGGUGUUUCGCUCCGCUCUUGUUCCUUCCUUCAGGGAUAAGGUGUUAGCACAUCGAAAUGCAGAGGGGAAGAGAAGGUAGAGAUGACCUCUUUCGCUCAGGCGAUCACUUUGAUGAUUUUGUGGGUUUUGGUGGCUUUGGAUCCCGUCGAAGCCUAUUGUCUAGCAUGUUUGGAGGGAGGGAUCCAUUCAAUGAUCCUUUUUUCACUUGCCCAUUUGGGAGCCUGUUUGGAUCCAGCAUGAUGAAUCCUAGUGCGCCUUCUGGUAAUACACCACAGAUUGAUGCAUCAAAGGGGUUGCUUAUUGAAGAAAUAAGCUCUGAUGAUGACAAAGAGGAGGAAAAUGAAGAAGUUGAAGUUCCUGGGGCCAAGCAAGAUAAGCCUCAAAAGUAUUUGGAGUCAAGCAUAGAGCCAUUGGUAGAGCAUCCAGAUGAUUAUGCUGAUGAUAGAAAUAUGAAGCGCAUACAUUAUAGGAAUGAUCAUAACCAAGCGGAAAGGACACAGCCUCAGGCUCAGAGUUUUAGUUUCCGGAAGGUCACAUAUGGUGGUCUGGAUGGAGCAUAUUACACCUCCUGUACCACAAGAAAGACAGGCAGCAAUGGAUUGGUGGUGGAAGAGAGCAGAGAAGCAGAUAGAACAUCUGGUCAAGCAGCACAUAGAAUUUCUAGAGGAAUUCAUGAUAAGGGCCAUUCUGUUAUGAAGAAGCUUAAUUCAGAUGGGAGGGUGGAUACAGUGCAGACUUUACACAAUCUGAAUGAAGAUGAGCUUGCGGGCUUUGAUGAAGCUUGGAAAAGCAAUUCACCAGAGAAUUUGUCUGGCUGGAAAGAUGGUUUUGGCAUGCACAGGGAUGAAGGGGCUAGCAGCAGCAGACAGGGUGUGCGGGUAACUUCGGAGGGUUGGGCUCUUCCAUCCAUCGAGCACCCUGGAGGAGCUGGGGGAUUGAGACCAGACAAUGAACUGAAGACUAAUGAGCAUUCCGAAAUAGCUGGGGGAUUGAUACAUGACGGUGAGCCGAUGACUAAUUCUUCCAGGAAAGCCAAAAAGGUAGUAAGAAUCAAUAUAGAGUAAGGUAGUUUUGGAGGUUUUUUAUUUAUUUAUUUUUCCUGCAUAUUGCAUCUACAAAUAGCACAAGUAGUGGUAACGUGUGAGAAAAUUCUUGUACCUCGUGGGCAGCUAGCAGCCAGCCGUUUGUGUCGGUUAAAGAUACACCUUUGACUUUUAACUUUGUAUUACGAAUUCAUGUUGUUAGUAAUUGAUUAUGCUUUUCUAUUUUCUGUA
Molecule: messenger RNA, 1382 nt
Organism: Malania oleifera
Lineage: Eukaryota; Viridiplantae; Streptophyta; Magnoliopsida; Santalales; Ximeniaceae
Exons: 7
Coding region: 165-1172 (335 amino acids)
Source: RefSeq, a predicted model, not a curated record